GUAUAGGCGCCGCAAGAUUUCGGGGUCAGGACGAGGGCAGAGGGUCCUGGACUCACAAUCACCUAACUCACCCCUGCGUCUCUAGGGGUUGAAAUCGGCCUCUCGUAGCGCCCUGAUCUAGGUCACCAGCUGGGGGUCGCUAGGGGGAUGAUGGGCGGGCCGUCUGCCCCAGAGGUGGGCGCAGAGUAAAUCGCCUCAAAGCCUGCCCCUUUCCCUUCCACUCUAUCGUAAUUCCGUCCCGCGGCGGGUCGAGCCUCCCUCCCUCGCGCGCGGCCAGCGGGUCCCUCCCUGUCGGCUUCCUCCGCCGCGCCCGCCCCCCCAGCGAAAAGCCCUGCGGCUCACAGCCGGCUGCACUCCCGCACGCCGACCUCCCGGCUGCUGCUUCGCUUCCUCAGACUUCUCCAUAGUUCCCGGUGCAGCUCCCUCAGCCUCCCACCUCCUCACCCGGGUGCGUCAGGAGAUCCGCGGUCGCCGCGGCCGGCACAUCCCCCAGGAGACACCCUUUCCCUGCGCGCCCGGGACUUUGUGAAACUUUGAGGGCGCCCGCGGUGAAAUGGGUUUAAUCCGAGGCGUCUUGCUCCGGCUGUUGCUGCUUUCCAGCCUCGGAUCUGACGCUGUGCUGCUGGGAGAAGCUCUCGGCAAACCAGGAAAGGUAGGGCCUCCUCUCGACAUCGUGCUGGAUGCAUUGAACUGUACAGCUUUCAGCAUCCAGUGGAAAAUGCCAAGGCAUCCUGGGAGCCCCAUCAUGGGGUAUACCGUCUUUUACUCUGAGGUCGGCGUAGAUAAAUCUGUGCAGGAGCAGUCCCAAAGUGUGCAACACAGCCAGGAUACCCUGAGCACUGGGCACUCGGAUCAUCAGGUGAUAUUUGAGGAAGUGAUUGGAAAUUUGAAACCAGGCACUGAAUAUCGAGUGACCAUAGCAGCAUACAGCCCGACUGGCAAAGGGCGGCUUAGCUCUCCUCGGCAUGUUAUCACUGUGCCCCAAGAUGCCUGCCUGCCUCCAGCAGCCCCCAAGCAGCCACAGGUCACUGUGGUUUCAGAUUCCGAGGUGGCCUUAUCUUGGAGACCUGGGAGGAGUGAAGGCAGCCCCCCUCUUCAGCACUACUCUGUGGAAUUCAUCAGACCAGAUUUUGACAAGAGUUGGACCUUAAUCCAAGAGUGGAUCCAGAUGGACUCCAUGGUUAUCAAGGGCCUCGAUCCAGAUACCAACUACCAGUUUGCUGUGAGGGCUGUGAAUCCUCAUGGUCCCAGUCCACGCAGCCAGCCCAGCGACACCGUCCGAACCUUCCGCCCUGAGGACGCAGGGAGUGGCCACUAUGGACCCCAUUAUAUAACCGGCACUGGAGUUGGUGAGGAUGAUGAUGGAUUUGACGAUGACUUCGAUUUGGAUAUUUCCUUUGAGGAGGUCAAACCACUUCCUGCUAUCAAAGGAGGGAAGAAGAAAUUUCUGGUAGAAUCCGAGGUGGUGCCUAGGUCGAACCCAGAGACUGUUUCUAGUCUUGCCCCCCCAACCCCGGCAUCCCUCCCUGUAACUGCGGUGGCCCCUCAGCCCACUCCAGUGGGGAGGAAAGGGGAGAAGAGUGUGACUGUGAUGCCGAAGCUCUUUGACAUGCCUUGUGAUGACACGCUCUGUUCUGCUGACAGCUUUUGUGUCAAUGAUUACACCUGGGGGAGCUCACGAUGCCGCUGCAGCCUGGGCAAGGGGGGUGAGAGCUGCACAGAAGAUCUCGUUAUACAGUAUCCUCAGUUCUUUGGCCACUCCUUUGUAACCUUUGAACCUCUGAAGAACUCCUACCAGGCAUUUCAAAUUACUCUUGAAUUUAGGGCAGAGGCGGAGGAUGGCUUACUGCUUUACUGCGGGGAGAGUGAACACGGGAGGGGUGAUUUCAUGUCCCUGGCGAUCAUCCGACGCUCCCUCCAAUUCAGGUUUAAUUGUGGAACCGGGGUGGCCAUCCUCAUAAGUGAGACUAAAAUCAAACUAGGGGCCUGGCACACAGUUAUACUCUACCGAGAUGGGCUAAAUGGGUUGCUGCGACUGAACAAUGGCACCCCAGUGACAGGCCAGUCCCAGGGCCAGUACAGUAAAAUCACCUUCCGGACGCCUCUCUAUCUUGGUGGGGCCCCCAGUGCUUACUGGCUGGUCAGAGCAACAGGAACAAACCGAGGCUUUCAAGGCUGUGUGCAAUCGCUCACUGUUAACGGGAAGAGAGUGGACAUGAGGCCCUGGCCCCUGGGGAAAGCGCUCAGAGGGGCCGAUGUGGGGGAGUGCAGCAGCGGACUCUGUGAUGAGGCUUCGUGCGUCAAUGGGGGCACCUGCACCAUAGUCAGAGCUGACUCCUAUGUUUGUCUCUGCCCCCUGGGAUUUAAAGGCCGACACUGCGAAGAUGCUUUCACCUUGACCAUUCCUCAGUUCAGUGAGUCCCUGAGAUCCUAUGCUGCAACACCUUGGCCACUGGAGCCCCAGCAUUACCUAUCCUUCAUGGAGUUUGAGAUCACAUUUCGGCCGGACUUGGGAGAUGGUGUCCUCCUGUACAGCUAUGACACAGGCAGCAGAGACUUCUUGUCCAUCAACAUGGCAGGGGACCACGUGGAGUUCCGCUUUGACUGUGGCUCUGGGACUGGUGUUCUCAGGAGUAAAGACCCCCUCACCCUGGGCCACUGGCACGAGCUGCAUGUGUCUCGAACAGCGAAGAAUGGUAUUUUACAGGUGGAUAAGCAGAAGGUAGUGGAGGGAAUGGCAGAGGGAGGCUUCACACAGAUUAAGUGCAACACGGACAUUUUUAUCGGUGGAGUCCCCAGUUACGAUGACGUGAAGAAGAACUCGGGUGUCCUCAAGCCAUUUAGUGGGAGCAUCCAGAAGAUCAUCCUGAACGACCGAACCAUCCACCUGAAACAUGACUUGACGUGGGGCGUGAACGUGGAGAAUGCAGCCCACCCCUGUGUGGGGGUCCCCUGCACCCACGGGGGCAGCUGCCGGCCCAGGAAGGAGAGCUAUGAGUGUGACUGCCCCUUGGGCUAUGAGGGGCUGCAUUGCCAGAAAGCGAUCACAGAAGCCAUUGAGAUUCCGCAGUUUAUCGGACGCAGUUACCUGGCAUAUGACAAUCCAGAUAUCCUCAAGAGGGUAUCAGGAUCAAGAUCAAAUGCAUUCAUGAGGUUUAAAACGACUGCCAAAGACGGCCUGUUGAUGUGGAGGGGAGACAGCCCCCUGAGACCCAACAGUGAUUUCAUCUCCUUGGGCCUUCGGGAUGGAGCCCUGGUGUUCAGCUAUAACCUGGGCAGUGGAGUGGCAUCCAUCAUGGUGAAUGGCUCCUUCAACGACGGCCGGUGGCACCGAGUCAAGGCUGUUAGGGAUGGCCAAUCAGGAAAGGUAACUGUGGAUGACUAUGGGGCCAGAACAGGCAAGUCACCCGGCAUGAUGAGGCAGCUCAACAUCGAUGGGGCACUGUUUGUGGGUGGAAUGAAGGAAAUCGCUCUGCACACGAACAGGCAGUACAUGCGGGGCCUAGUGGGCUGCGUCUCUCAUUUCACCCUGUCCACCGAUUACCACAUUUCCCUCGUGGAAGACGCUGUGGAUGGGAAAAACAUCAACAUGUGUGGAUCCAAGUAACACCCGCUGGCCUUACCCAAGGGAGAGAGCCUUCCAUCCUGAGGAUCCCGGGGGCCCCAAGACCCUGCCUGGUGACGUACGCAGAGGUGUGGGGACCAGGCGUGUCUCCUCUCACCGAGGAGAAAGUACACCCUGAUGAGAACUAGAACCGAGGCAGGAGUUCCUGUGUGGCUUUUCCUGCUGACACUCUGUGGGCCGAGCCCAGUGGAAUGCUCUGUGUAGGAUGCAUCAGACUUUGUCCAUUGGAUGUGUAGUGGCUGCCAGAGAUCACACAUCAGUGCAAAUUCCAGAGCCUGUCUGCUGUAGCUCAAUGACUGUGUUGUGAUUCAUAAUGUGUAAAAAAAGAAAGAAAAAGAGAGAGAGAUCCAAAGGGCAGUAUUAAACACUUCUCUCGUUCCCUGACUCAUGAUACUCUUACUGACAGCAGAAUGACUGUGUGACCUUGAACCUCGAAUUUCUCACCUUGCCCAUGAAUUAUUAGGAUUAACGCCUUCCACUCCUUGCUGGCUGGUUCAAUGCACUCUAGUCCCUGAAAAUAAGGAUGAGGGAAGACUAGACAUAGAAUCACAAUUAUAAUGCUGCCCCCCCCUAAAGUUUACCCUUUAAUGAGAAAUCCCUACUUUUUAUAAUGGAAAUCCAAGGGACAUGGCACCAUGAUUUUUUAGCUGUCCUUUUGUAUGUGUAUAUUUUUAUAGCUGCAAAUUAUCCAUGCAGUAUCCUUUUGCAAGUGUGGGUGGAUGACCCUGAAUACUUUGCACAUUUCCUAAAAAUUUUCUCCCAAAGGAGACUUGUCUGGAACAGGUAAUUUGAGGUGGACACCUUGGGGAGCUGGCCAUUCUCUUUUGGUAAAUGUCAAUGGCUCAGGAGAUAAAUAUGAAGCUUCCAAAAUAAAUCGAAAGGCAUGUGUGUUACUGAGGCGGGUCCCCAUCAUUUGUCUUGAGAGGGGCAAUGUCUGUAGUAAACUUGAAUAAAGGAGACAAAGGCUAGAACUUA
This is a messenger RNA of Manis javanica (Malayan pangolin), 4600 nucleotides long. It is a transcript of the gene EGFLAM, whose product is annotated as EGF like, fibronectin type III and laminin G domains. Gene Ontology annotation, molecular function: protein binding; calcium ion binding. The record is from RefSeq and is a predicted model, not a curated record. NCBI's taxonomy places the organism in Eukaryota, Metazoa, Chordata, Mammalia, Pholidota, Manidae.